UUCUCUGUCCCAUUCCCCUGUACAUCGGCCUAACGUUCUUUCGUUUGAGCGUGGACCGCACAGCUAGUUGGGAGCGUGCGAAAUAAACGCUACAUAAAUGUCCAACAUUUUAUUUCCAGUGUUUUCAGCCAAGGCUUCUCUUGAGCAGUUUCACGAUAAAAUUAGAGAUCUAAGUGACCUGAAAGAACAACCUACAGUGAGCACAUUCAUCAAGUCUCAACUUGGAAAUCAUGAGGUGAAACGAUGUGUGAUUGGGCCAAACCAUGUUGCAUUCCUGUUAGAUGACCAUAGAGUAUGUAGGCUGCAGUUUGCAGUCAAUUCAGAGAAAUUCGACCAGACAUCUAAAGACCCUGGUGAUGAAGAUACAUCAAGUGGUCCUGGUAGGGGUGUCGCAACUGCACUGGUGCACUCUGGUGCUAGAUCAUCAAGAGCAGAAUUGCCAUUCACAAUAUCAGGAGAGGCAUUCAACACUCUGUCUGGUCAACUAGGGAGAUGGGGUUCUCCUGGUACCCUCAGUACUGCAUCUACAACAAACCGCACCUCAUCAACCAUUGCUGGGUCUACUGCAUCACCCUCUGGGGGUAUAAGGGUAAGAGGCAGAAUCGUGAGAGCAGCAAUGAGAGGCAGAUCAGGAAACAGUUGGAUUGGAAGCAGGCCUGUGAUACCUGCGUCUGCUGUCCCAGAAGAACUUGUUGCCCAGGCUCAAGUAGUACUUCAAGGAAAAUCACGCAGCACAAUAAUAAGAGAGCUUCAAAGAACGAACCUGGAUGUGAACUUGGCAGUGAACAAUUUGUUAAGUCGAGAUGAUGAUGACCCGGACGAACAGGACGAAGGGGAAUCAUACAUUCCUGGGGAUGAACUGAUUUCAAUUCUGCAUGGUGACGAAAACUCAUUUGUUGUCGACCCCGACUCCAUGUUUCCAGAGGACAUCAUUUAUGGGUCAUCACUGAACAGGCCAGUUUCAAGAACUGGCAGAAGAUCUGCAAGCAACGAAGGAAAUAAUCGCGAUGGUGAGAGAGAACGAGAUAUCAGUGGAACCGUCCGGCAAUGCGAGAAAUAUUACAUGGAUUUGUUGAGCAUCGAGUCAAAUGGAGGCAAGACAGGGAAAAAUAAAACUAGCCUAAAGACCAAAGUGACCAAUGCGAGUGAGGCCGUCCAUGUCGUCAACGAUUUAGAGUUUUGGACUUCAACAGAAGACGAGGAUGGCUCUCCACUGAAGUUCAGUCAGAUCGCCGCCUUACAUUCAGAGCUUAUUGCCGUCAGCAUGGAUGGGAGGCUGCAUCAGUGGAAAUGGAGCGAGGCAGCUCCAAGGCUGGUUACUGCCGACCAACAUUCUCACAGCCGGGCAGUCGAUAUGAAGCUGAUUGACGAGAGAGUUGUGUCUCUUGAUGCCCGCAACAUCAGAGCAAGUGUAUUGACGGAGUCUGGAAAAAUCGCCACGUGGUUGGAUGAGUCACUAAGCGCAGUGGCAUUUAAGCUCGAGCAUCCUGCGCAGCAGUUUCCAGAGUUCAAAGGCCAGGCUGUUGUUGGUUUGCAUGUUUGUGACUUGUAUACAUGUGUACAAUUGGCGAACGGGUCCUUGUUUUGGUGGGGAGUUUUCCCGUUUGAGCAACGACGGAAGCUGAUGGAUAAAGUGAAGCAGAAAGCCAAGAAAAGUGCCAUUAAUGGCAGCUCGUUGAUUCAAGCUGGAACGCAGGUUUGUCUUCGAAGCUGCCCGCUGUACUAUCCUGGUGCCAUUGGCUUCACUACCGUAAACGGGGAGCCAAAAGUUGGAGAACUUCUAGAACAAGCUUGGACCAUCACAGAAAAAUGUAGUUUCGAAAUUUUGAAGAAUAAAAAAAUAAACAGAGCGGAGAAGCCAGUGGAAAACGAAGCAGCAAAUAACACUUCUGAUGUGAAUGAGCCGUUAAAGAAGAGAAAACGUUAUGAUGAUUAUGAUGACAUUUUUGAGGAGUCAAAAGAAGAGCAGUGGAAUCUUAAAGAUGUCAUCUUUGUUGAGGACGUGCGUAACGUCACAGUUGGAAAAGUAUUGAAAGUCGAUGGUGCCUACGCCUUGGUCAAUUUUUCAGAUCAUGAUUCACAAUCUUCGGACACAUCAGAUAUUUCAGCUCUAUUGAAGAGUUGCCGACUGGUCCGUAAAGAUGAACUUCAAAUUGUUCGAUGGACAACGCCACCGAAAAUGUCGGAAUGUUUUCAAAAGACGCCGAAACAGUUGUCAGUUCCAGGAAAUUGCAAAGUUUUGUCAAUGGCGCUGGAUACGAAUGGUGUACAUACCCUGACGAAAUCUUCUUCAAAUCUGAGAUACGCAAUGUUCAGCUUAGCAACGGGUAGAAUUGAACCCGGGGGCAACAUCCCUGCUGAAGCGGCGGCUGUACUUACAUCAUCACCAAGCCCCCCUGUUUUAUAUAGUGCCGGAAUGGAUUCCUUGAUUCUGUUGCGCGAUGGAAAUGGCUGUGUUUUUCCACUCAUCAAAGAUUAUAUUGGCGGAAUAAAAGAUCCGAACUGGGUGAAUCUGCCACCAAUCUCGUGUAUCGCAAUGGGUUCUCAUGCAGUUAAAGCUGGCUCCACCAUCUCCCAUGCCGUUCUUGCUUUGAUCAUCAUCAAGAGUCAGGCAUUAAUGAAAAGCAUAUCAAAAUGUGACAUUGAAGGCAUCAGAGAGAGUCUGCAGGCUAUGGAAAAAGAACCAGGAAUGGUGGACGAGAUGGUCAACGAAAAGUGUGAUGGCAACAGAAACAUCAUACACAAGGCAGUCUCUAUGUGUUUACCGAAAUCAGCUGCAACCAAGCCAAGUGGAAGCUCGAAAGCCAGUGACAAGGACAGCCUAGCUCAAGCAAAUUUGGUGAAAUCGUUGGAUCUAACGCAAAGGGCUUCGUCACGGGACAUGGAUGACAUCUUCCCCCUGGAACUGCCUAUCCCCACGACUUCUUGGCCUCCUGAAAGAGCAACACAAGAAGGUCAAUCGAGUGAGGACGAUCACGCAAAAUGGAUCCCUGUGGGUGACAAAUCGUACAGCAUUCCUUGCUUGAACACACUGGUGACCCAUGCCGUAAUGAAAAAUCACCUCGUGACAUUAUUGAAAGAAAAGGAUGCAACAGGGUGCACUCCGUUCAUGUCAGCUGUUCGCGGGAGAGCCUACCCAGCCGCUUUGAUUCUGUUCCAAGCUGCACAGAAGCAAUCAAUGAAAGACGACAAGCUGGACAAUGAUUUGUUCAUGUCCAUGAUUUUUCCCUCCAACGAUGCAAACCUUUCUCCAUUUCACAUGCUCUGUUGCAACGACACCUGCUCAUUCACGUGGACUGGAACGACACAUAUCAAUCAAGAUAUCUUCGAAUGUCGGACGUGUGGACUUGUCGGAUCGCUUUGUUGUUGUACCGAGUGCGCUAGAGUCUGUCAUGUCGGACACGACUGCAAGCUGAAGCGCACCUCGCCCACUGCGUAUUGUGAUUGCUGGGAGAAAUGUGCAUGCAAGGCAUUAAUCCCCGGUGAUCAAAAGGCGCGACUAGAGCUGCUAAAGAGGCUCAUUAAGGAGACAGAUCUGGCAACGAGGCCAAACAAAGAUGGCGAACAUAUACUGCUCUUCCUUACCAAGACUGUAGCCCGCCAAAUCUCUGAGCAAGGCCAAUACACUUCGAACAAGUCAUCAGAACCCAAAUCAAGAGCGGCUGCUGCAACUGCCAGAGGUCAAGAGCUUCUGCAGCCAACCCUGCCGGCACAUGACUUAGAGCCGCCCAAAUUUGCCAAACAGGCGCUGGAAAUCGUGCUCAAGGACUGGAAGGCGUUGCGAUCGAUGUUGAUGUCGGGCAGUAGCAAUGAGAGCUCGACUGCAAGGUCAGCAGCGGUUGAUGAUAACUUUGUAAAUAUGAUUGGAUCGACCAUCCUCUCUCCAGGAGAGCAAUCUCAGUAUUUGAAAAGUCAAGAGGGGACUGCUCGUCUUGACAACUUCGUUCACUGCUUGCUACUCAAAUGCAACGCUGAGUAUCUGAGAGCACUCCUAGGAACAUUAGAGAACGUUAUGGUCGAGGCGAAGCUCAAUGAUGAUCCUGACCCGGUUGUAGUGGCUCGACGAUUUGUCCGGUCUGUAUGCAGAGUGUUUGUUGUUUCAGCCUCUUCUACAGGACCAGUCACAACCAAGAAAAAAACGACGCCAGGUAUGCUGCUGCCUCUCCUAAAAUGCCGUCGAAUUUUCGCUGCCUUAAACGUUGUAGCUGCAAAGGAAUUAGCUUGCAUCGCGGAUGCUAUUUUUGCACCAGUCAGACUUGGAGUUGUUUAUCCUUCAGCCCCGUUUACGCUGUCGCCAAUGCCAACGGAAGGUCACCAAGCGUGCGAAGACCUCUUUUCUGUGCUGCCGCUCCCUUCGAGGUCUGCAAAUGACAACACACGUGGUCACCACGUGAGAUUUGAACCCGGACGUCACAGCGGCCGAGUGCAAAGACAUAAUCGAGGAGAAGAUAGCGAGUUAGAUAUACACAAUCAAGAAGAUCAAAGCAGCCAGGUUUCGCAACUAGAACAGCAAGACCAUCAGAUUAAUACGGACGGCGAAGAAAGCCACAAUGCCGAAUCUGACAUGGAACUCGACUUACUUGCCGAAAGCGAGAGCGACAGUGACGAAAGCAAUGCGGAGGAUGUGGAGGACAGCCAGCGCAGUGGUACAGCGAAUGUUACAAACAGACAAGGCCAUUCUCGGUCUGAUCUGGGCGAAGGCCGGAGAGGACAUGAUAACGAGACUGUUGAUUACUACUCGGGGGAGGAUUCGACAGCCGACGUUGAUGACGAUGAAGAUGGAGAAAUUGAGGAGGAAGAUGAUGACGUCAAUGAAUCACUCAUUGAGCCAAUCGUCCAUGGACUUAUAUCUGGUGAGUCAAGCAGAACGCCGCAUGCGUUGCAGUGGGCCGUGCGCAAUGCGCAGCCAUAUGAAGGUGCUGCAGAGGGUGGUGCCCAUGUUUAUGUUGGUACAAAUAACAUAAGGAGGAACGCAUCUGGUGCCAGUGCAAACGCUGACAUAAACAACGGUGGAAAUACUGUUUUUUGUAUGCCAAGUGCAUUGGCCAGAACGUUUGGGCUCAUAAUGAAAGAGCUUUCGGAUGUGCUCUCGUUAACAACAUACCAUUAUCUAAGUCCUUGUUGCAUUCCGAUCAAGAAAGAGAGCAUGCGCAAAGCCAGAGCAAGUGUCGAUGGAAUACUCUAUAGCACGUGGCAAUGGCUGUGGAAAGUCAUGGAAACAACGGAGGCGCAGUUAAGGUUCGGUGCAUCUCUUACUGCAGUUUCGGAUCCCUCACAUCCACACCACCCCUUGCAUGAUGUACAAAUGAAGAAGGGGGGACACAACCGAAGGGAGACUUCCUCACUGCUGUCAGUCGCGCGCAACUGGAAUCCUGAUGUCAAAAGAAAGCGUCUUUCUUUGCCACCAUGCAGGCGAGCAGGCAAUGGCGUUGAAGCUUCGGAAAGCAGUCUUCGUCAAGAUUUCCUAACCUACCUGCUGUCACUGACAAGAGGAAGCGAGGACGAACACGGAGACUCGUUACCAAAAUUAGAAAUGACGUCAUUGCGACACGUGGCCUACAUUCUCGAUGCAUUUGUUUACUAUUUGAGAUCGAAAAUCAAGGCGGAAAUAAAAGUUCCUAAAGAGAGAACAAUGAGAGUCGCUAAUAUCUUCACUGGGGAACCAGAUUUGCGAAGAGUACCUUUGAGUGGACGAAUUCGAAACAACAGCGACGAAGACUCUGUAUCUUGGUCGUCGGAAGAAGGUCAAGACGACAGCGAAAACACCUUUCAACUUGAUGGGUUCUUCAAACGAAGCGAUUCAACUCUUGUAUUAGGAUAUGAGCCUUCAGAUCCAUUUACAACUCCACUAAGAGACGCUCUACCGCUGGCCAGCAAGCCACAUCUGCUGAACCCAACUGUACGAAGAGAUCAGCUGUUUGGUUCAGUUAAAAGCUCGGUGGACGACGUGCAGAUUGACCUUCCGCAGCGCAUUGGAUACGGCAACCGGGACAGAGUCAAUGUCCCACAGACGUCGGAAAUUUCGGCCAACUUCAUUCUCAGUCGCUGGCGGAUGUGUAUCGAGCUUUUUGGUCGACUUUUCCUUGAUGACGUUGGCGCUGAGCCUCAUUCUGUUCUCAACGAGAUCGGCCGUUUCGACGUGAAGGAGGCCAAAUUCAGACGGGAUAUGGAAAAAUUAAGAAACAACCAUCAGAAGGACCUCUGCAUCGAAGAGGUUGAACGUGACAAUUACUCGAUGAUUCGACAAACCUUUCGCAAACUGGAUGCGUUUUUCAACCGGCGAGGCCCUAUUCCUGCCAGCGUUCAUAGAUUGAGGGUAUCCUUUAAAGAUGAACCCGGCGAGGGAAGUGGCGUUGUCCGCAGUUUUUACACGGCCAUCGGCGAAGCGCUUCUGUCCGAAGAACCAUUACCGCCGCUUGAAACGAUGUGUGUCUCUGCUGGAGCCUCGAAAGAUGAAAAUCAUGCUGGACUCGUGUUGUUAGCAGGACUUACCCAGCGCUUGAAAUCUCGAGUUAGAGAGAGGGAGCGCAGAAGAAGCGCGGGAACACCCGGAUCAAGUGGAAUGAUGCUCACUGCACGAAUGAGACGCGAAAGGGAGCAUGCAAGGCUUGUGAUGGAAAGAGAAGGGCGCCAAAAAUUAAACCCAGACGCGAAGCCAUACGUGUUUGAUCCCGAUUUGACUGAUGCGGUGGACAGCGACGAUGCAGAAGAUGACGAUCCAGUUCAAAAUGCCUAUUUGGGAGCGCGGCUUUAUCCAAAAGUUCUCAUGCAACAACCGGCCCUUGCGAGUCAGAUCACUGGCAUGCUGCUUGAACUAUCAGCGACACAAAUUGUUUUAUUGCUAACCCAAGAAGAAAUCCUCAGGUCCAGAAUUGCAGAGGCUGUCGAAUUAUUAAAUGCUAAGGAGAAGAGCGACCAACCUGCGGCCAAUAAUACCAAAGAUUCGCUGAGCGAUAAAAGCAAAAUGGAAGUUGAGGCUGAUGAUGAUGAUGACGAAAUCGUAUUUUUAGAUAACUCGCCGCUGUUCUUCCAACCAGGAAAAACAGGUUUCUAUUCGCCUCGUUGUGGAAGGAUUUCCGAAGAGAGGCUGAGCUGCUACAGGAAUGUAGGAAGGUUGAUCGGACUGUGUUUACUGCAAAACGAACUCUGUCCAAUGUCAUUUAAUAGACACGUGAUCAAAUUCAUUCUCGGUAAAGAGAUAAGUUGGCACGAUCUUGCUUUUUUCGACCCGACCUUGUACGAAGUGCUUCGUCAACUGGUUCAGGAUUCGACAAAACCCGACGCCAAAGAGUUGUUCUCUGGGCUCGACCUCACUUUCUGCAUACAGCUGUCUCAAGAAGAAGGGGGAGGAUCGAAAGAAUUGAUCAAGAACGGAAAGCAAGUACCUGUCACUCCUGGUAAUAUACGAAACUACGUGAAAAGAUAUGCAGAAUACAGAAUGGUAAUAUCAGUCGAAAAACCUUUGGAGAGCCUUCGAGAGGGUGUCAAGGAUGUCUUACCCACCCAUACUCUAGAAGGGUUGACUGCGGAGGACUUUCGUCUAUUGCUGAACGGCUCUGGGAACAUUAACGUGCAGCAACUCAUGAGUUAUACGACAUUCAACGACGAAACCGGAGGUGAUGGGCAGGACAAGCUUUCAAAGUUCAAAAGAUGGUUUUGGUCUAUCGUGGAAAGUAUGACUCCCAAACAGAAACAAGAAAUGCUGUACUUUUGGACAUCAAGCCCAGCGAUGCCAGCAAGUUCAGAAGGGUUCCAGCCGAUGCCAUCAGUGACUGUUAAGCCGGCCAAUGAUCAUCAACUUCCCACCGCAAACACUUGUAUUUCGCGAAUGUAUAUUCCUCUUUACUCGUCGAAAAACAUCCUUAAAAGCAAACUUUUAUUGGCUAUCAAAACUAGGACAUUUGGUUUUGUUUAAGUAAUUAGCAAUCAAGAUCAUUCAGAAGUUUAUUGUAAUAUUUUUUCACUCUUUAAGAGGAAACAAUUCGCCAUAGAUAUAUCACAGUAAAAUGCUCGUUGUGUUUGUAUAAGGUUUUGUGUUGAUUUAUAAUUAUGCUCCUAUUAAAAAUGGCCUAUGCAGCCCUAGGCAGCCCAACCUUACUGAUACUUUGCCAGAAACUACACUUAACCUCUUUAUUUAGUUUUCCCCUUAGGCCGAAGCACCCUAUUCAAAUUGCUCUUUGCCAUUCGUAGACAUCAAUUUUGCAAGGAACGAGCCUUAGUAAUUUGUUUGCUAGACUCCUUAAAGUUUCGUCAAUUCUCAAUUUUGCCAAAGUUUGACACUCACUAUUUAUCACAGGAUAAAUGCCGUAAAAUUUAGUUUAAUGUCUUUAAAGAUUAUUAUGUUCAUUAUAUUUUUUAUUUUUAAACAUCCACAAGGUUGCAAUAUUUUUCCUUGGGUAUAAUUAAGAUUUGUUGUCCGAA
Molecule: messenger RNA, 8421 nt
Organism: Rhopilema esculentum
Lineage: Eukaryota; Metazoa; Cnidaria; Scyphozoa; Rhizostomeae; Rhizostomatidae
Product: E3 ubiquitin-protein ligase UBR5
Biological process (GO): positive regulation of canonical Wnt signaling pathway; protein polyubiquitination
Cellular component (GO): cytoplasm; nucleus
Molecular function (GO): zinc ion binding; ubiquitin-ubiquitin ligase activity; RNA binding
Source: RefSeq, a predicted model, not a curated record